UAGAUGAGAAAGAAAAAGUCUUAAAAAUUAGUACUGAUGCAGCCACCCCAACUGGCAGUGACUUCACUUAUAUAUGUGAUCCUGCCAGAUAUGCCAAACUCAAACUGGACAUGAAAAGUUUCGCCUUUUGUGACUCGAAGCUUCCCUACAAUGUUAGGGCCAAAGAUUUGGUGGAUCAAAUGACACUAGCUGAAAAGAUAGCACAGCUAGGAAACAAUGCUGAUGGAGUGGCUAGAUUAGGGCUGCCAAAGUACGAGUGGUGGUCUGAGGCGCUGCAUGGUCUGUCCAAUGUUGGUCCAGGAACCGUCUUUGAUAAUCUAGUUCCUCAUGCAACCAGCUUUCCCACUGUCAUACUCACAGCAGCUUCAUUCAACGAGAAAAGCUGGAGAGAAAUUGGUCAGGUUGUUUCAACAGAAGCACGAGCAAUGUACAAUCUUGGGCGAUCUGGAUUAACAUUUUGGAGCCCAACCAUCAACGUUGCAAGAGAUCCUAGAUGGGGAAGAAUCACUGAGACACCUGGUGAAGAUCCUUUCAUUGUUGGCACAUAUGCGUCUAAUUACGUGAGAGGUUUACAAGAUGUUGCAGGGACAGAGCACUAUAAAGAUUUGAAUACUAGACCACUCAAAGUUGCUGCAUGUUGCAAGCACUUUGCUGCAUAUGACGUUGACAAUUGGCAUGGAGUUGAUCGCUACCAUUUUGAUGCUAGGGUGACAGAGCAAGAUUUGGAAGAGUCAUUCCUGCGGCCAUUUGAAAUGUGUGUUAAAGAUGGUGAUGCUAGCAGUGUUAUGUGUUCUUAUAACCGUGUUAAUGGAAUACCAUCUUGUGCUGAUCCAAAGCUUUUGAGAGAGACCCUUAGACAAGAAUGGAAUCUUCAUGGCUAUAUAGUUGCUGAUUGUGAUUCCGUCGAAGUAAUGGUAACGGGUCACAAAUUUCUUAACGACUCAAAUGAGGACGCCGUUGCACAAACACUAAAAGCAGGAUUGGAUUUGGACUGCGGAGCCUAUUACCCCAAGUACCUCGGAAAUGCAGUGAACCAAGGGAAGGUUGGAGAGUCAAAUAUAGACGAGGCACUACAAAACCUUUAUAUUGUGCUUUUGAGAGCAGGGUACUUUGAUGGACUGCCUGCAUACAAAGCUCUUGGUAAAAACGACAUAUGCACCAACAGAAGCAUUGAGUUAGCCACUCAAGUAGCAAGAGAAGGAAUUACUCUUCUGAAAAAUGAUGGACCAACUUUGCCUUUAAACACUGCCACGUUCAAAACUCUAGCAGUUGUUGGACCACAUGCCAAUUCUACCGUUGCUAUGAUUGGAAAUUAUGCAUUUGACCCAAGAAAUCCUGGUAGUCCAUGCCGAUACACCUCUCCUAUUGAUGGCUUUUCAACAUAUGGAAAAGUGAACUACGCAGCGGGAUGUGGCGACGUUAAAUGCAGGGAUGCUAGCUUAAUACCCCCAGCUGUGGAAGCUGCAAAGACAGCUGAUGCCACUAUUAUUGUGACAGGGUUAGAUUUAUCAAUUGAGGCAGAGGGCUUAGACAGGUUGGAUCUCCUCCUUCCAGGAAAACAAACUGACCUUAUCAACCAAGUUGCCGCUGCUGCAAAGGGCCCGGUUAUUCUUGUACUCAUGACUGCAGGAGGUGUCGAUAUCUCUUUCGCUAAGACUAACCCCAAAAUUAAAGCCAUUCUUUGGGUUGGAUAUCCUGGAGCGGAAGGCGGUCGUGCCAUUGCAGAUGUUGUUUUUGGGCAAUACAAUCCAGCUGGAAGAUUGCCCAUCACGUGGUAUCAAGCCGAUUAUAUUAACAAGCUACCCCUAACAUCCAUGCAAUUUAGGCCAGAUGAUAGCCAAGGCUACCCGGGACGAACAUACAAAUUCUUCAAUGGCCCCACAGUCUUCCCUUUUGGUUUUGGUCUCAGCUACACAAAAUUCAAUUACACCUUAAAUGCCACAGUGCCUUCACUGUCCGCAAAAUUGCAGAGAUUGACACACUGCCAUGAUCUAAAUUAUAUGGCUAACAAGACCAAGCCUACUUGCCCAGCAAUUUUAGUAAGCGACUUGCAAUGCGGCGAGUAUAUUGAGUUAACUCUUGUAGUCCAGAAUGUGGGUGGAAAAGUUGGGAGUGAAGUUGUCUUGGUUUACUCCAACCCCCCAGAUGGUAUUACUGGUACUUUUCUUAAGCAGUUGAUUGGUUUCCAGAGGGUUUACAUAGCGGCUGGUGCGAGCCAAGAAGUUAAGUUUGUGUUCAAUGGUUGCAAGAGCUUGGGCAUUGUAGACAACGCUGGUAAUAAUAUUUUGCCUUUCGGUGGGCACACCAUUAUAGUUGGAGAUGGUGUAGCUUCUUUUCCGGUUCAAGUCACAUUUCAUAAUUAG
Quercus robur (English oak) is the source of this 2363-nucleotide messenger RNA. RefSeq names its product beta-xylosidase/alpha-L-arabinofuranosidase 1-like. The record is from RefSeq and is a predicted model, not a curated record. Lineage: Eukaryota; Viridiplantae; Streptophyta; Magnoliopsida; Fagales; Fagaceae. The transcript is spliced from 6 exons. Gene Ontology annotation, cellular component: plant-type cell wall. Gene Ontology annotation, molecular function: xylan 1,4-beta-xylosidase activity; alpha-L-arabinofuranosidase activity. Gene Ontology annotation, biological process: xylan catabolic process; arabinan catabolic process. The coding region runs from base 111 to 2363 and encodes 750 amino acids.